Molecule: messenger RNA, 1884 nt
Organism: Hemiscyllium ocellatum (epaulette shark)
Lineage: Eukaryota; Metazoa; Chordata; Chondrichthyes; Orectolobiformes; Hemiscylliidae
Product: glycerol-3-phosphate dehydrogenase [NAD(+)], cytoplasmic-like
Exons: 8
Coding region: 118-1170 (350 amino acids)
Biological process (GO): carbohydrate metabolic process; glycerol-3-phosphate catabolic process
Cellular component (GO): glycerol-3-phosphate dehydrogenase (FAD) complex; cytosol
Molecular function (GO): NAD binding; glycerol-3-phosphate dehydrogenase [NAD(P)+] activity; protein homodimerization activity
Source: RefSeq, a predicted model, not a curated record
AGGUAGCAAGGAAGUUACACCAGUUCUAAUUAAUCUCUCCGUGUGGAACUAGAAACAGUCCAAAGGGCAGGUGAAACUAAUCUCAUCGUAACUUGUCUGGUAUAACAAUACCAUAACAUGUCUGCUCUCAAGAAGAUCUGCAUAGUUGGAUCCGGCAACUGGGGUUCCGCUAUUGCAAAAAUUAUUGGCCAAAAUGUCAGAAAGUCAACCCAGUUUGAUUCUACUGUGAAAAUGUGGGUUUAUGAAGAAAUAAUAAACGGUAGAAAACUCACAGAUAUAAUAAACACAGAUCAUGAAAAUGUGAAGUAUUUGCCAGGCUAUAAGCUUCCAGAAAACGUGAUUGCUGUACCAGACAUCACUGAAGCAUCAGAUGGGGCAGAUAUAUUUGUUUUUGUUUUACCCCAUCAAUUUAUUGGACGACUUUGCGAUGAAAUGAAAAAUCGUGUGAAGCCGGGUGCAAUUGGAAUCUCGCUGAUAAAGGGAAUUGAUGAAGGUCCUGAUGGUCUUAAGCUAAUAUCACAUAUAAUUCGUGAGAAACUUGGGAUUGAAAUGUCUGUACUGAUGGGUGCCAACAUUGCUAAAGAAGUAGCAGAUGAAAAAUUCUGUGAGACAACAAUUGGAUCCAAAAAUAAAACUCAUGGAAAGGUCCUUAAGGAGUUAAUGCAGACCCCAAAUUUCAGAAUUACUGUAGUAGAGGAGUGUGACACAGUGGAAAUAUGUGGUGCAUUGAAAAAUAUUGUGGCUGUUGGUGCAGGGUUCUGUGAUGGGCUUGGUUAUGGUGACAAUACGAAAGCUGCAGUUAUCCGCUUGGGAUUGAUGGAAAUGUUAGCUUUUGCGAAAUUAUUUUGUCAAGGACCAGUAACAUCAGCUACCUUCCUGGAGAGUUGUGGAAUUGCUGAUCUUGUUACAACUUGCUAUGGAGGGCGCAACAGAAAAGUAGCAGAGGCAUUUGUGAAAACUGGAAAAGCCAUAGAAGAAUUGGAAGGAGAGAUGCUCAAUGGGCAGAAGUUGCAAGGUCCUCAGACUUCUGCUGAGGUGUACAGUGUUCUUAAACAGAGAAAUCUGGUGGACAAAUUUCCACUAUUUGCAGCAGUUUAUCAAAUCUGCUACAAGAGCAGACCAGUCGCAGAUAUCAUCACAUGUCUUCAGAACCACCCAGAACAUAUGUAACUUGAGCUAACUCAGGCCAGUCCAUGUUAUAAACACAACCUUUUUGUUUUUGCAACUAUAGCAUAAGUAUAACUAUUUUAAAUUUAUCAAUAUAAACUGAUCACUGAAGAUACUUACUUUUUUAAAAAGUGAAACUUAAAAUGGAAGUGGUUUUUAAUAUUUGUAUUUUAAUUCGUAGUCAAAUGCAGUUUUUAUAUGGACUUGUGAAAUCUUGCUGAAAUCACCAGUGUUUAAUGUUUCAACAAUAAUUUUUAAAAUUUCUUUUGUCAAAACAAUUUCUCAGCAUUUUAUCUUUGGCCUUAAUUUUCACUAAUAAAUGAUGUUGCUAAUGUUUGUCAUUCAGUUCAAACUUAAGAUUUCAGGUUCAUUGAAACUGACUGCACUAGGGGUAAGUGCAGUAUUUAAACAGUAAAAGUAGUUCAAUUAAAAUAAAUGUUUACAUUGCAAACAUUUGAAUUUUUUUGCCCUAGGAAAUACUUUAGCAUAAAUGUUUUCAAAAAUAUAACUUGGUCAUUGUCAUGUCUGGCUUCACAAAAAUGAAACACGAGAAUUUUUUAGAAUGUCAUUGUAAUUAACAGCAUGUUUUCAUAGAGAUUAAUGCACAUAUUAAUGGCUGAACUUUUAAAAAUCAGCUCAAUAGUCAACACAAAAAUACUGUGGUUAGGUGGAUAUGCUAUUAAAACUUCCUUUUGAGAUUUAAAAAUUGUACAACUU